This is a messenger RNA of Nilaparvata lugens (brown planthopper), 1236 nucleotides long. It is a transcript of the gene Mul1, whose product is annotated as mitochondrial E3 ubiquitin protein ligase 1. Gene Ontology annotation, molecular function: ubiquitin-protein transferase activity. The coding region runs from base 333 to 1217 and encodes 294 amino acids. Gene Ontology annotation, biological process: organelle organization; protein ubiquitination. The transcript is spliced from 5 exons. NCBI's taxonomy places the organism in Eukaryota, Metazoa, Arthropoda, Insecta, Hemiptera, Delphacidae. The record is from RefSeq and is a predicted model, not a curated record.
AUCGAUGCCUAACCUAUCGACCAGCAAUUUUAUUUUUCUUCAAUGUAAAACAUCUGAUUUCUAGGUUAUAAUAUUUUUGUUUGAAACAAUCAGUGAUCAGUCAUUCUAAUUUUAAAUGUUAAACAAUUUUUUGAAUCUUUUUAGAUCUAACUCAUCAAUUUUAUUGACUAUUAAAUAUAGAUAAUUCUAUACCUUGACAUGAAUAUACAAAUUAAAAGUUUUUAUUACAAUAUUUUUUCAAUCUUACUGAUGAGCAAUAUUUGAGAGUAGGGUAGGCCUAAUGUUUAGAUAAGCAGUGCUAUAAGUUUCAAAUUACUCCCAAAGUCCCAAAAAUGGAUUUAUGGAGAGAAGUUUUGUGUUUUACCGUUGAUGCUGUACUAUUUUCUUUGAGUUACGGACAAUAUCGGUAUCUAAAUAACACUACAAAUAAAAUAAAAACAGCUCAAUUCAUAGGUAUUAAUCCAGAUCCAAAGAAUCUUCCAGAAAAAGAUAGAAAAUCCGUCCUUGUCCAAGGAACCGUUCAGACCUUGGGCGAAACCCUACCUAGUUUUUCGGCCCCAAACGUCAGAGGAGUUUACCAAAAAGUCACUUUUGUAGAGCAUGCUAUUUCAAAAAAUAGCACAGGUUUCUGGUCUGACAGAAAACACGUUAUCCAAGAAAUUGUAAACGCUGUACCUUUUACAUUGAAAAAAGGCAACUACAUAGUCGAAAUUUUGGACGCGAAAAAUGCCUUUUUUCUAGAUUUAGACGUCGUUGCCACAAAAUAUGAGCCCACCAAUCCCACCCUUCUCGAUGGUCUGGUGGGGUUUUUCAGUGGCAUUAGAAAACGCGGCCUAGAAGUCACUGAAGAAAUGCUCAAAGAAGGCACUGUUUUAACAGAAACAUUCAAAUGGUUAUCACUGCUAUUCGGGACUUUCGGUCUAGUACUAGGCGCACUACUAGUUAGACGAGGCUGGAUAUCCUACAAGAAGAAGCUAGAAUCAGAGGAAAGACGCAGACGUUUGGAGGAGAUGAGGAGGGAAAGACGACGAAUCAACAGGAACCACGAAGAUGUGCCGGACGACCAGCAGUGCGUCGUGUGCAGGGAUAACCGGAAGGAGAUAAUACUCUUGCCUUGUGGACAUUUUUGUCUGUGUGAAGACUGUAGUCGCAUGUGCAACGAUUUGUGUCCCAUGUGUCGAGCUGUCAUUCAGGCAAUGCAGCCUGUUUUCAUGUAAAUAAAUCACUGAACUAAGA